AAAAUAAGAUGUAUAGAUGGAGGACGUCAAUGAUGGAUUGAGAGAAUUUUACAAGUUCUCUAUAUAAUCUACUACAGGUGAAAAUGAACAUGAUUUAAUGUAAUGGAUGGAAACAUUAACGUCCUUGGAUAUUCGUUUCAUGUUGUUGUUGUUGAUGUGUUGAUGUUCACUUUUAACUUAACAUAACGAGAAUACUAUCUAAGUAAAAGCAAGCAUGGAUAACCGUCUUUAUCUUUUCAAAGGAAGAAAUGGAAAAUGGGAAAGGCAAUAUCGACGUAAACUACUUCCUUGUAUACAGUCCAAACCGGAGGACGAAUACCUGAGAUUUAUAUUUGAAUGUAAACCAUGCUCUGUUACUCUUACUGACGUCAUGAAAUGUUCUGAAAGUGAUUUGAGGGAUGGUUCGAGAAAGUUAUUACAAGCUGGGAAAAUAUUUGAAGAUAAAAAUGACAAAAUACCAAAAUCAAAAUCCACCUAUUCGCGAAAGAAGAGUAGCGUCAUAAAUAAAAAGUUUUCUGAGAAGAAAACAAUGAAAAAAUCUUCGAAUAGAAUAUUUACCAAAAAUGAAUAUUUGUACAAAUUGGCGUCUUCGUACAACAGUUUAAAGUCAAUUUUCAUGAAAAGACAAUGCAGGAUAAAAAGAAGAAAGCUUGUAUCAUAUGUUAAAGCUUAUCAAAAGAAAAGUAAAUUGUCUAAAAUAUCUGAAUCAGAAAUGGCUAGUCAUGGUCCGGUUUUAACAGGCGAAAGAGUAUUUGAUCAACUUAAUAUGAAACAUACACUAAACUUGGUGGACAAAAGAAGUCAGUCAAAUGAGUGUAAUAUGGGAUUUAAAGAAACUACAAAACCGUUAAUGACGAAAGAUGUACCCCACAAGACAGUUUAUUCUCUACUGAAAGAAAGUAGUGACAUUGCUGAAAUGUUUUGUGAUUUGAAUCAUGCUAAUAUUUCUGUAUCCGGAGAAUCUGACAUAACUUUGCAGCGCUGUGAACCACCAAAAGAGUAUACAUUAAGCUGUGAUUAUAAGAACAGUUCUUUUAGGUCUCAAAAGCAAAAUCUCACGGAGUCACCCAUUGAUAUUCAUUUCUUAAAUACUCCAUUUCAAUGCACGGAUUGUGAAGUAAUCUUUCCGACCAGAAAUGUUGCAUUCCGACAUUCACGACACUGUCAUGCUGAAAAGGACUCUAAGUUGAUAGCUCUUCUUCCAGUGAAAGAGAAAGACUAUCAUAAUGAAAUGAAACAAUCACACCAAACAAUAAAAUCGUUUUCAAGAAUACGGGAUUUCGAAGCUUUAAAGAAAGGAAGCGAAUGCUUCUGUUGUUGUUAUUGCUACCUUUCAAAGGAAAGUCUUGUUUCAAUAAAUGAACACAUAGAACAAACCCACAAUAAAAUCGUUCUCUACAUUUGCUUAUUAUGUGACAAAACAAUUCAUGGCUACAAACAAGGACUUAUUCCCCAUUUCCAGUUUGAACAUCCGGACCAGAUUAUUCAAUACAGACAGGUCUCAGGUUUCUAUAAUGUUAGAAAUGCCAACAUCAAGCCACAUGAGGGAAGGGAUAAAUAUAUUCAAAAUGAAAAUAGCCAAAGAACUUGUAAUAAAGUGAGCUUUUCUGAUAGGGAUUAUGUCGUUAGCACUGAAGCAGACAGUACAGUUACAGAAGACGAAAUAGUUCAGCGGAAUAACUAUGACUUCACUAAAAAUAAACAGGAAGAAUUCCUUCCGACUGUAAAAGAACAGACACAAGACAGAACAGAAAUUUCGGAAAAAAAACCGGAUAAAAAUACCCCGAAUGAAGGAAUAGAGAAAGGAGAUAAAAGGGACAACCCCAUUCAUAAUGCACUGAAUGAAUUAACAGGUGAAGCGGUGUUCAAUAAUGCGCUUGGCAUAAGAAUAGUUGAUGUUAUGAGUCUUCAUCCCAAAAGUAACAUUGAUAACAUAUUGUGGCAAGGAGGUGAGAGUCCGAGCAUCACAUCGAUACAAACCAACGAAAAAACUUUAAAUGAUGUGCACAAACCAGAAAGGUUCGAGGAAACAAGUGAAAAACAGAACGUAUUUGACAGAAGUCAGUAUUUUUCUAGAAAAUGGUCGUCAAAGUCAUGUACGUACAGUGCUUGUAAUGUUGAUCCCCUUCUUUUGUCUCACAUGACUGACCUUCUACAUAUUACACAAAUCGAAAUCAAAAAUUUGUUUGAUUGUUCCUUGUGUUACAAAAGAAGUCCCAAUGCUACAAACCAGUGUAAUGAGAGUAUCCUCGGAUUCAAAGAAACUGCAAAACCUUUAAUGACGAAAGAUUUACCACACAAGACAUUUUAUUCUUUACUAAAGGCAAGCAAGAAGAGAUUACGCUUAAUAGAAGUACAUGUUGGAGAUAUCCACAUAAGAAACGACAAGUACGCCAACGAGACAGCGAUAUACAUCUGCUCUAGAUGCAAAGAAAAUAUGCCAGCAUUAUUUUUCGUUGAUGAUCACUUAAACAGUAAACAUAAGAAUUUGUUUGUAACUUUAAAUUCAAAGAUGAAUGAGCGUAAGGAAUCAGAAAUUGUUAGGAAUUUGAUAGAUGAUGUACAUUUGUGUCUAGCUAUUGAUACAAAUCUGUAUAAUGCCGUUCAGAAUACUCUACAGGAGAAAAUUACCAAAAAGGAACUAAACAAAAAGUUAGAUUGUCAUUCCACGAAACCAAAUGAAUCAGAAGACGGAGAACUUCUUGCAACAACCAAACAACUAAUUGAAAAAACAAAUGUAGGAGAAUCAAGUCAGUCAAAGAAAAAAAUUAUUAACUCAAAUAAAACUGGUUUUAACAUCAGCUAUAUAAAAAACGUUGACAAAGUAACAGGAGAUAUUCAAUCACCAUUUGAUAGUCAUGAUCCAUCAUUAUAUCAAACAAAACAAUCUCCUAAAAAGACAAAUGGGGCUCAGCCAACAACUUCUAAAAUUAUGCCCGUAACAGGCAAACCAGAAUUAAACUGUCGUUUAUCGAAAACACAACAGUUAAUAGCUGUGAGUUCUUCCUGCGAUAAACAUGCCGUUAACGAUGAAACCAAAAUACAGUCUUCAGACGAUGACGUAUUCAUUAUUGAUGAAAUGUGUACGGAUAAUAAAAGGAUCUGCAAUUCAAUGAGAAAAUCGCCACUGGUACCUUUACGCAAGCAGGAAGUUUUCGUCGGUUCAACGAACCCGUGUAAAGAACAUUUCAAACAUUUUAUUGAUGAGGUUGUAUAUCAAGGUACUUCUGUUGAUAACAAGAUAAUGUAUUCUGGAUAUACAUCUCAACCAAUUAGGCCUGUCGUAUAUCCGCAACUUCCAGCUGUUAUAAACAGUCACAAAAAUGAAAACGCAAACUACAAAUCAAUUAGUAAGGGUAACACCUACCAUAUACAAACAAAGCAAUGUACACAAAAGCUAUAUCCUGGAAUACAAAUAUCCGGAAAAAAGCAACAUCAUUACCGGAAUUUGUUUCCCGUGGACAACAGAGUCGACGUUAAAAAUGAUCACAGACUGUUGACAAAAUUGGCGACUAACAAUGAAAGCUACCAUCAGGGUGUAAGAAUGACUUCAUUGAAUCCUUCUCAAAACAAUUACAAUAAAGAAUACAUUAAUCAUGGAUCAGAGAAAUCAGCUCAAAGGACCUGCAUACACACUCAUCAAUUAGGCAAUCAUACACAGUACCCCCUAUCAAUCGGUCAAUAUAAUGUUAUCAAUGAAAGAAAUAGAGAAAUUGCCGAUUGUUUUACUUCCAAAAUUAAUGAAAAUAAACAUGGGUUUCCUUCAUGUAUCAUGUUGCAAGAUCAACAAACAUGCAAUGAAUAUGAUAGAGCAAAUUUUCCAUUAUCACGACGCACGCACAGAACAAUUUCCGAUGGAAUACAUUCUAAGAGCAAUAUAAGACCAGUUAUUCCUUAUGCAAAUUACCGGACAUAUCCUACAAGAACACUACAGGAACAGCCGAUUUCAGAUGGUCCUAUGUCAAUAAAUCAACGCUUUAUCCGUAGAUAUCCAUUAAAUAAUCAUCGGCAUAAUCAAAGGAGAAGAGAACCUGUGAUAUAUAGCCAGAAAUUUUGCCAGCCAAGAUCUGCAACGUCGUCGUAUUUCAAAAACCAGACUAUAUUUCCUGAAAAUGUACAUCCGUAUGAUUUGCCUCUUCAAAAUGUAAAUAUCGAAGAGGUCAGGCAAAGUAGACCAAGUAACUGGCGUGAUUGUGACAGAGUACAACAGAAUUGUUUAUCACAUAUGGAAAUUCAAACAACUUCUCAUGAAUAUUCAGACGAUACGUCACCUGCAAAGUAUGAUAUGUGCAAGUUUACACCUGUUGGCCAACAUCGGCUUUGUGAAAGAACGCCACAUUUUUUGUAAUUACUUUUUGAAUUUGUCAAAUGAGUGAAUCUUAAUUUACAUUGAAGUUUCCAUGUUGUUUUAAUCGUAGCUUUUAAUAUCUGCUCAUUUCCUUUCAAGAUUUAUGUUUUCCGUGACCAUAAACUGUAGUAAGAAUUGUGACAUCUUAUUUAGAGAUUCAUAUGAAUGAAUAACUAUUAGAACAAAAUUAGAUAAUUGAAAGUUAUAAAUAAUGUGCUGAAAAUAAUAUAAGAUGUCAUAUAUACAUUGCUAAGUUAACGGAUGCAUGUUUCAUGGCAUAUUCGCAACGCACAAGGAAAACAAUAUGAUAGAUUUGCUACAGAUUUCUGAAAGCAAGUGCUUCAUGCGAAUACAGAUACCGUCGAACCUCGUUGUGUCAAGAAUUCGGAUGAGUCGAAGUAAUUUCUGGGUCCCGGCAAAAUUCCACUUUUGAUCAAUGCAUAUUUACCUCUAAUGAGUCAAACUCGGUUGAUUCGAAUACUCGGUUAAGUCGAGUAAAUUUUAUAAUUCUGUAGAUGUAAAAUUAAUGUAAACUGACACUGAUGUCUCGAAGUUCAAAAGUAAGCAUUUUCGAAAGAUGCAGACCUUAUGAUAAAAAUUCAAAUCGGAUGUUACCAAAUCAUUUUCAAAAGAGAUAAAAGCUGUGUAAACAUACUUGUUUGUAUGACAACUAAAAUGACAUAUUUAUGGUGACCGGUAAUUAAAACCCUUUUUGAUUGUCCAAGCGGAACGGUAGUGUGUUGAACAUAUUUCUCCCCACAAAAAACCGAAACGAAUUUGAAUGACCCAAGUCGAGAUUGAAUGAAUCUUUAGAAUUAAAAUUCAUUAAUUACAGUAAAAAAAAAAGGAUGAAGACAAUUAUGGUAAAUUGAUAAUAAUUUAAUGCAAAGCAGACGACCUCAUGAGAGACCGUUCAGAACUUAUUUCGUUCCGCGAGCGAAUACAUAAUUUAUAGUGAAUGUUUUAUAUCUGUACUUGUGUGUUUAAUGAUUAUUAAAGACCAAACAAUACUGAAAUUGAAUACACAAUUAUAAAGUGUCAUAUCGAAAAAGACACACUGUUCAAAGUAUCUAGUUUACACAAAUCUCAUACCGUAUUUCAUGCAUUCCAAAUUUAUGACGACACACUCAACCUCGGAUGAGUCGAACCUCGGAUAAGUCGAAUAAAUACGGUUCCUUUGACUUUGACAUGACGAAGUUCGACUGUUUUAUUAAUCAGUGUUGCAGUUUGGUAAUGAAAUGGAACAUGAAUCUAUAACAUUUCGAUUCGCACUCCCCUUCAGACUUGAAUACUUGCCAAAAAAGAAGGUUAUAACGUUGCUGUGUGAAACCUGCCGAUGUUGAAAUCAUAAUGACAUGAUUUUCAUAAGCAUCUGACACACUUUCAUGUAGUUUUCAGUGAGUGACUGCAGCAAUGAUUGAAUUGGAUAUUAUUUUAUAUAACAUAAAGUGUAACAUUCUUCUGUU
Molecule: messenger RNA, 5814 nt
Organism: Mytilus californianus (California mussel)
Lineage: Eukaryota; Metazoa; Mollusca; Bivalvia; Mytilida; Mytilidae
Exons: 2
Coding region: 215-4348 (1377 amino acids)
Source: RefSeq, a predicted model, not a curated record